AGCUGGCUGUCUCGCUGAGCUGCGCUGGGCGGCUGAGCUCAGAGUCUCGUCGGCAUCCGCUGCGGGCACCUUUGGAUAGCUCUGCGCCGCCGGGGGAGCUGGCCUUUGUUCGCUUCCAGGGCACCAUCCGUUUUGACCCCAAAGUAGACCUUCGGAGAGACCUCCCUUCCUUUCUGUGCCUGGCCGGUUACUUUGGGCAGAAGGAGGAGGGGGGGGGGUGUGCCCCGACGGCAGAAUCCGGCGGCAGCAUGUCCGAAGAGGCACUCCUGAGCAUGGACGAAGGCACGCUCCGGAAAUUGCUGGAAGCAACCCUGGACUUGGCCGAGCGCAGGCAGAUCCGUUCGGCCAUCCGGGAGCUGCGCCGGCAGGAGCUGGAGCGUGAUGAGGAGGCACUGGCGUCGAAGCGCUUCCGGACGGAACGGCAGGAGAACAAGGAGAACCGGCUGAGGUCCUGGCAGCGAGAAGAGGAACAGCGGCAACAGAAGUCUCUGGAUGCCCUUUCGCGAAAGCUGGAGAACAUCCAGGAGGUGGAGGAGCUGACUGCCUUGCUGCGAGGAACCAGCGAGUACGAGGAACGUAAACUCAUCCGGGCUGCUAUCCGCCAGCUGCGCGCGGAAGAAAUUGAAGCUGCAAAGUUGGCGGGGAAAGCUUUCCAUCACCGAAGGGCCACCGAAACGGCUCGGGCGUCCAAGGACCAAGAUGAAAAUGCUGCAGGGGACAGAAAGGCCCAGGUGCAAAAGCGAGCAGGGCAGGAGCUGAUUGAAAACCAGGUCCAGGAGCAGCUGGAUCCCAAGGUGGCUGAUGGUCCAGAACCUCCUCUGGGGACCGUCCUGCUCCUGGAAGCUGUCCCCAGCCACCCGCUUUCCAAGCCAGCGCCUUUCCCAGAGGGCGAGGCGAGCGGUGAAGACCCUGGGCCAAAUUCCCAUGAGCAAGAUUCCAGUCCCGAACCACAGCCGCCUUCGGAGGAGGAGGAGGAGGAGGAGGAGGAAGAAGCUGGAGGCCUGGCGCCCCCCAAAGUCCAGGAGGGGCUGACCUCCUCCGAAGGGGAAGCCGCCUCUCAAACCAGGGAAGAGGAGCAGCGGGAGAGGGGCAGCGUCGCGGGGGACGCCCCCCAAAAAGAAGAGUCUCUCCUGAGCCAGAAGAGAGAGAUUGUGCCUCAGGCCCCAGAAGAGGGAGCAGGAGAAGGUGCUGCAGGCCAGGAGGGAGACAGAGAAGCAACUGGAGGCUCCCGAACAGUAGAAACGGACAGCUGCAAAGCUCCUUCGAAGCCACCUGGUGCAGAGCCGUGCCGGGAGCAGCCCUUCCAAAGAGCCGGCUCCAUCCGCGAGCGCGCUCGCCAGUUCAGCUCGGACCCCACAAACCGUCCUCCGGCUGCGCCCCAGAAGGCCUCCGGAGGGCCGCCCGUUCCGUCGCAGCAACAGCACCGUCUUCUGCCCUCCCGCCACGCGGCCAACUCACCCUUGAGGGAUCGCGGCACCACCACCACCGCCGUCCGGACGCUGCAGGCCGGCAGCAAGGCGCAGGAGGCAGCCCGGGCGGUCCCUACUCACGCCAAGGCUGGGGCGGGCAGGCCCCCUUCGCAGGCUCCGUCUGUCCCUCAAGAGGCGGACGGCCCCCAAGGGCGGAUCCAGGCCGGCCAAUGGCAGGAGAGGAAGCUGCCCCCCGCCCGGUCCAGGGUUGAAAACGCCAAGGGGGGCUCCCCGGACUCAGAGGUGCUCCGCGACCAGCCAAGCGGCACUGCCCACAGCCCGGCAGGCUCCCUGGUCCGCCGCCCAGCUGCCCACCCUGACGACGAGAUGAAGACCCUCCUGACCAUCGAGAUCAAGGACAGCCGGCAUCAGCCUCUACGGGGCCACCUCGUGGGGGGCCCCGGGAACCAGCAAGCAGAGCUCACCUUGGGUCUGAGGAACUCCCCGCUGCGAAUCACCUCCUCCAGCCAUGGCAGCUCCAGCGGCAGCUUUGAGAAGAUGGAUGCCAAGCUGCCAACGCAGCCCAAGGUGUCCCUGCUGACCAGGACGGAGAAGGAAAAGGCAGUGGAAGAGCAGAAACCGAACCGACUGAGCGCCGAGGAGCUGGGCAAAAUUGAGGAAGAAGACGUCUUGGAUAAGAUGCUGGACCAGACCAGAGAUUUUGAGGAGCGACGGCUGAUCCGGGCAGCCAUGCGGGAUCUGCGCCAGCGGAAGCGAGACCAGCGAGAGAAGGAGCGGAACGAGCGGCUGCAAGUGUCCAAGGCGAAGGGGGGCUCCCACACCACCGAGACCACCGCCCAGCAAAGCAGGACGUCCGCGGACGGCUCGGCUAUCAGCAUGGUUACCAAGACCCAGCGCCUCGUGCAAUCCAAUGAUGGCAACAAAGCAUCCCGCACAAUCACAAUGGAGGCAAGCUACACAAAGAGAUCAGAAAAAGACGGCAACACCUUUGUCCAGACCAAAUCCUACAGCUCGUCUUCCAAGAAAGUGGGCAGCAUCUUCGAACGGGAGGAUCCGAGCCCCAGGUCCGGGGGCAGUCUAGCUGACUUGGAGCGGCGCCAAGCCGAGAGGAAGAAGGAGAUCAUGAAGGCCCAGGCCAUGCCCAAGAUGUCCGCCUCGCAGGCGCGCAAGGCCAUGAUUGAGAAAUUGGAGAAGGAGGGUGGGAGCCCCGCCAACCCUGCCAUGGCCCGGGUGGGCGUCCAGCGCUCCUCCAGCUUCGGGGUUCCCAACGCCAACACCAUCAAGCAGAUGCUUCUGGACUGGUGCCGUGCCAAGACCCGGGGCUACGAGCACGUGGACAUCCAGAACUUCUCCUCCAGCUGGAGCGACGGGAUGGCCUUCUGCGCUCUGGUCCACAACUUCUUCCCCGAGGCCUUUGACUACACGCAACUCUCGCCCCAGGACCGGAGGCACAACUUUGAGAUGGCCUUUUCCGCAGCUGAGAUGCUGGUGGAUUGCGUCCCGCUGGUCGACGUGGAAGACAUGAUGAUCAUGGGCAAACGCCCGGAUGCGAAGUGCGUCUUCACCUACGUCCAGUCCCUCUACAACCACCUGCGGCGUUACGAGCUUCAGCGGCGGCAGGCGCACCUGUAGCCUUCUCCUCUUCCGAGGGACCCCCUCUCCCCCCCGCCAAAGGCUGGGCGGGCAGUCGAGGAGCAGGGGGGUGGGGGAAAGCUUUCCCCACUCUUCCCCACCUCCUGUUCUUCUGGGGGCUGCAGCAGCACCCGUUUCCCCCACCGCAGGCCAACCGUUUGGCAAAUUUGGACCACACCGAGUGCCGGGUGAGGCCGCCCGGCACAGAAAAAGGGAACACCGUAAGGUUUGACUGCCGACUCUGCACCACACUUGCUUUUUAUACUAAGGUUGCUUUGAUUGUGAUAAGUUAUUCUGUUUUUUUAAAAAAAAAACGCCCCCUCCCCAGUCCUGACGGUACCAGAGCUUUCUUUCCCUGAAGCCCCAAACCCAACAAAAGGGGAUCUGUUUGGAGGCGGCUUGCAAGAAAUCUACUGGAUAUCAGCGUAGGGUCUGUCCGUUGUGUGAGCCCCACGCUGUGUCCGGCGGUUUGGGGGAAAGCUCCCUUCUGCUUUCUCUGCAAACGCAGGCUAGUUCAUUUGAUUGCAGCAGCUUUUUCCCCUCCCACCCACCCCUCGUUCUUAGGGACCACUCCCCCACCCUUCUCAAGGCAAGCCGAACCAGGGGCCCACACGUAGAACCCCUCCUGCUUGGACGCCAGUCUUCCGUGGCCGCCUCGGGGGUUACCCACCAGCAAAGCCCAGCUCGGAUCACGGAGAGCCGUGUGUGUGUUUUCACUGUUUUUUGCCACGCUUUUUUGUCACCGAGAGAGCCGCGAAGGAGGGGGGGAGAGGGCGUGGGAAGGGAAAGAGGGGGAAGUUGUGCUUCUGACCCCACCCAUCCCAAAAUUAGCUCGCCUCGGUCUUUGGGGAGGCAGCCUCUGGCGCUGGGGGUGGGGGGCGCGAUCGUGAAAUCGUGUCCUUUCUUUGGUUCGCAAGAAAAUAUGAAGAGGAGGGGCGCUUUUUAAAAAGCUGAGGUCCGCCGUGGGAUGCGGGAGGGGGCUGUGCCAGCUCUUUCCAUUGGCGGUGACCAACAACAGAUGUUGCCGAGAUGUUCCUUCUGAGGGGUGUGUAUGUGUGUAUCUCAACUUCAUCAUCAAGGAGGACCCAAAUGGGGAGUUUUAUUUCCCGUGGGUUCCCGCCACGGAUCUAUUCCUUGGGUAAACACGCCCGCACGCACACACACACACACACACCAAGCUGCCUUGCCCGCUUCCUCGAGUGACUCCGAAGUGGGGCAGGCCAUUCCUGCGCGGGGUGCCAACGGGACAGUGGACUUGUGCUCCUCAGCGCCUCCUUCUGGGAUUGUUAACCCUUCUCGCACCAGCACAAGAGUGUAUCAGCACCACCAAGACAAUAAAAGCGUUUGGAUUGUC
This is a messenger RNA of Thamnophis elegans (Western terrestrial garter snake), 4416 nucleotides long. It is a transcript of the gene SMTN, whose product is annotated as smoothelin. The transcript has 21 exons. NCBI's taxonomy places the organism in Eukaryota, Metazoa, Chordata, Lepidosauria, Squamata, Natricidae. The coding region runs from base 249 to 3062 and encodes 937 amino acids. Gene Ontology annotation, molecular function: protein binding. Gene Ontology annotation, biological process: actin cytoskeleton organization. Gene Ontology annotation, cellular component: filamentous actin; microtubule organizing center. The record is from RefSeq and is a predicted model, not a curated record.